Corythoichthys intestinalis (scribbled pipefish) is the source of this 1054-nucleotide messenger RNA. RefSeq names its product trace amine-associated receptor 13c-like. Gene Ontology annotation, molecular function: trace-amine receptor activity. Lineage: Eukaryota; Metazoa; Chordata; Actinopteri; Syngnathiformes; Syngnathidae. Gene Ontology annotation, biological process: G protein-coupled receptor signaling pathway. Gene Ontology annotation, cellular component: membrane. Bases 1 to 981 code for a protein of 326 amino acids. The record is from RefSeq and is a predicted model, not a curated record. The transcript is spliced from 2 exons.
AUGGACACAGAGGAACAAUCAGAUCUCUGCUUCCCACAGCUAGGCAACAUCUCCUGCAGGAAGCCAACGUCUGAUUGGUCUCAGAGUUUUCUUUUCAUAGUCCUCCUACCCACCACAUGCAUCUUCACUGUGCUGCUCAACCUGCUCGUCGUCAUCUCAAUCUCCCACUUCAGGCAGCUCCACACUCCAACCAACCUCCUCCUCCUCUCCCUCGCCGUCUCUGACGUCCUGGUGGGCUUGGUGGGGAUGCCAAUUGUGAUCACCAUGAGCAUAUCCUGCUGGUUUCUUGGUGACAUUGCAUGUACUCUGUUGAGUUACCUGACUUUAAUUUGUCAGUCUGCCUCAGUAGGAAACAUGGUGCUGAUAUCAGCCGACCGUUUUGUGGCUAUUUGUGAUCCUCUGCAUUAUACUGCCAAAGUCACCGUGAAAAAAAUUCAAAUUUGUAUUAGUCUCUGUUGGUCGGCUGCUGUUAUCCAUUGUGGGAUUGUUUUGAAGGAAGAAUUGGCUCAUCCUGAAAUCGGUAACGCUUGCCUUGGAGAGUGUUUUUGCCAUAUUGACAUUAUCGGGGGCAUUCUGGACAUUAUCGUGAACUUCUUUCUUCCUCUCGGCGUCAUUGUCAUUCUUUACACAAGAGUUUUUGUAGUUGCAGUGUCUCAGGCGAGAGCCAUGCGCUCUCGCGAUAAAUGUGUUAAAUUACAACAUUCUGCCCCUUUCAGAGCAAAGAAAUCUGAGCUGAAGGCCGCCAAGACUCUGGGUAUUGUCGUCCUGGUCUUUCUGAUGUGUUUCUGUCCGUACAAUAUCGUCAGUCUGAUGGCUUAUCAUGAGAACGUGAUGAAUUAUGUUGCUUAUUUGUAUAGUUUGAACUCGUGUGUGAACCCGUUGAUAUAUGCUGUGUUCUACCCCUGUUUUAGAAGAGCUUUUAAGAACAUUGUCACUUUGCGCGUACUGCAGCCUGGCUCCUCUGGUACCAACAUACUGUAAUCUCAUUGUGCUCACCUUCAAAUUUAAUGCCCUCUGAAUAACCACAUUGACGUGCGUGUGUUGCUGCAAGUUG